AUGGCACGCACGGCGGCAAAAAAGGCGAUCAAGCCUCUGCAAGAUCCGCGAUUACCGCCACCGCCUUUUACAAAAGCGCCUACAGCCCUCGAACCCUUUGUCGAAACUCUGGACAAAGCCCACGUCUACAUUGUGCAUGUCGACCGCUUUCCUGCAGCGUUCAAGAAGCGCAUCUUCACAGUCCCCGUACUGCUCAAUGUCGCCAUUGCAGCGCUACUAAUAUGGCGAAUCUGCGCCAUUCUACCGACCUACCUGGCGAUCUUCACCUCGGUCAUUGGCCUCGAUUCGCCCGCGACGAUUGACACAACCAGCAAGACCAAGUCUCAUCUGGCAUGGGUCUUGACCAAGCGUGUGGCCAUGUUCAUGUUUGACUUUGUCCUCGGUCGCUUCAUCCUACCAUGGCCCGUCACCUUCUUCCUAGAGGCUCCCGCCAAUCCGUGCUACUGGCGCAUCAAGGUCGGCUUCCAGGACCAAGAAGUCGCUGUCCGCAUCAGUCGGGACUGGGGUGCUGAGGAGCUUUUGGCAGGUGUCAAGACUGGAGGAGACAGUCCGUUCUUCUCGACACGUAUUCUUCCAGCGAUCGAUCGCAACUUCAUGCGCCAGAAGACGGCAUACCUUAUGAUGGGCAAGGAUUGGGACUUGGAUUUUGGUGCAAUGAUCUUUGCCCACGGCCUCAUCGACGAGAAGAAGAACAGUCUACAAGAUUUUGAAAAGAGUGUACUCGCGUACAGUGAACAACAUGGAUGGCUAUACUGGCCGGUGCACAAACUGGAUGAAGAGGGCUCGGAAGAGGAAAACAGGAAGAAAAUCGUUGCUCUUAAAGAUCGCUUGACAGUCAUGGGCAAGGAGAGCCUGUUUUUCCGCUGGAUCGAAAUUGUCCAGUACGAGAGCAGUCGCCCUGGCGGUUUCACUUCAGAGCGUCAAGUCGAGACAUACAAGAAGGUGCAGCAAGAGUUUGAGAAGCACGGCGUCGAUUUUAGGGAGCUGCUGGAGAAGGUCGGUGGUCUAGACGGCAUGCCUGGUCUUCCUGGAUCUCAGGUCCCAUUGUAA
This is a messenger RNA of Aureobasidium subglaciale EXF-2481, 1050 nucleotides long. RefSeq lists its product as uncharacterized. NCBI's taxonomy places the organism in Eukaryota, Fungi, Ascomycota, Dothideomycetes, Dothideales, Saccotheciaceae. Bases 1 to 1050 code for a protein of 349 amino acids. The transcript has a single exon. The record is from RefSeq and is a predicted model, not a curated record.